UUCCGCUAGCAACACCGCCACUAUUGGCGGUCGGCGCGGACUCGUCACGGGCUCCUUACGAUGCCAGCAUGCCGUUGCCAUUCAACAAAACCCUGGACCUGAAGCUGCUUGACUUGGUGAAGGACAACCACAUCCUCUACAACCCCCACCAUCCCAAAUACCAGGAUUUUGACAGCAGGGAGGUGAUUUGGCAGAGGAUCGGCGAUACGCUAGGUCGACCGGCGGCCGUCUGCAAGGCGCGAUGGAUCAAUAUGAGAGACAUGAUGCGGAGGAAGAUCAAGGAUCGGCUGCGGAACCCUCACCAGCCCCGCUACCAUUAUAAAUACGAGGAUCAGAUGGCCUUCUUGGUCCCCUUCUUCAAGGAACCUUCCACCACCGAGUACCCUGAGUUACUAGAAGACUUUCAGCUUCAAGACACCAUACAAGAGGAUAGAGAAACGAAGUACAAGAGAAGAGAAUAUGACACCCAGGAAUUAAAUCCUGCUGAUCCUAUUGACGUGUUCCUAAUGAGUAUAGGGGGGACGCUGAGAAAUUUCAGCCCGUAUUACCUAAAUCAGGCGAAAAGUAAGAUAUUCCAAGUGGUACAAGACUUUGAGUUGCAGCAAAUUGUUGAUAAAGGUGACCCGGAACCCAGUGAUAGGUAGUACGAAAUAGAUGU
Aricia agestis (brown argus) is the source of this 658-nucleotide messenger RNA. RefSeq lists its product as uncharacterized. The record is from RefSeq and is a predicted model, not a curated record. Bases 69 to 644 code for a protein of 191 amino acids. NCBI's taxonomy places the organism in Eukaryota, Metazoa, Arthropoda, Insecta, Lepidoptera, Lycaenidae. Gene Ontology annotation, cellular component: nucleus; transcription regulator complex. The transcript is spliced from 4 exons. Gene Ontology annotation, biological process: regulation of transcription by RNA polymerase II.